CGACAACUUCCCAAAUUGCGGUACCAACAAAACAACGUGCGACACCGAAGGGGCUUCGCGAUGCGCGCGGCGCUGCGCCAAUAUGCACCCGGAUUCGUUCGGUCCUUGGCCCUUUGGUCGGUACAUCAAGUUGAUUCUGGAGAGUCACAUCCACCUCCGAGAGUUGGUCGUGUAUCACCCGAAGAUGACGAACAAUAACAUGGCUCUUCACAGGACAGUCACGGCGGAUCCGACAACAUUGCUUCCAGCUAAUUCACCUGGUCUUGAAGGUACCGUACCACAACAUAUAAAUGACGGUUUGCUGUCCACGUACACUCAUACGCGGGGAGGAAAUUCAGUGGAUCCAGCCUGGUUCGAGAUUGACCUUGGGGAGGAGAAGCCGAUCGGUGGCAUCUACAUCGCAAACCUCUGCGACGGAGUGAUGGACGAUCCUCGUUGGUGCAGCAUGGAGAAUUGGGAAAACAUGAACCAUCGUGUCGUCUCGGGAAAACUGAGAGUGCAAAUCAUGGACGACGCCAAGAAUCUGGUGACACAGACGGCGUCACCUACGCUGUCGAAUAGAUCUUACGUCGUCGACUUCAGCGAGGGUUACGACAACGGCAACUUCUGGCAGCGUCUCGAUGUGCAGGACGACACCUGGCAGAACUCGAGCGGUACGGCGCAAGCGAGCGACAGAUGGGACGCCUGGCACCAGUCGAAGUUUGUCGUGCAGAAUACGUUCAGCGUCAAGACGCUGUUCGUCCCCGAAUACUCGUACACGGGCCCUGGAAACUCUGGCGCACCUAGCACGUCGCAGGGCUCGAGCGGACAGCCGGCACCUCUCGGAGACUGCGAGUGUAUGUGCGACGAAGGUUCGGGAUUUUCCCCUUGGAGUCCUCAAACGUUGAUCAACACGGUUGAUUGUGACCCGACGAGUGAAGAUUGCCGAGUAACUUCUGAACAGUGCUCGCAGCAAGGUUCAUCAAUGUGCGUGAGCCAGAAUACAAACAACCAGUAUUGCUCCUCUGGCGGAUCCGUAUCCGCGACUUGGAUUUACGUGGAGGCGUACAAUUCCCAAAGCCCAGGUUCGACGCCAGGUGGAAACACGUUCGGCGACUGCGAAUGCUUCUGCGACGACCAGCGCAGUCAGUACGCAGGAUUCAUCGAGGUAUGCGACCAAAACGGAGGACCCUGCGGCAUCUUAGAACAGGAAUGCUACCAGUAUGGUCCCCAAGAGUGCGCAAACAAACUUGGCCAAGCAUGCUCGAAUUACUACCCCGAUUGGAAGUCCAACUCCACUUACACAGGGUCCAGCAUCGAUUAUUCAACCUCGUCGUCGCAGGGCUCGAGCGGAUAGACGGCACCUCUCGGAGACUGCGAGUGUAUGUGCGACGGUUCAGCUUGGAAACCUCCAGUUUCCCCCAACAAUGAUGGUUGUUUUCAAGACUGCGGUGUCAGUCAAGAGAGGUGCUCGACCGACGGUUUGAACUAUUGCCAAACUAUGAGGUCUCAGUUGAUGAACGGCGGGGCUGGCGACCCUUGCGGUACAACCAUCUCUACUGCGUGGACAGAGUACAGUACUGGUGGAUAGAUUACUCAGCUUACAAAGGUACCACUAGCUAGUCCGCUUGUAAUCAAAGAACAAUGCAUUAUUUUCCUU
Micromonas commoda is the source of this 1639-nucleotide messenger RNA. RefSeq lists its product with no specific name. The record is from RefSeq and is a predicted model, not a curated record. NCBI's taxonomy places the organism in Eukaryota, Viridiplantae, Chlorophyta, Mamiellophyceae, Mamiellales, Mamiellaceae. Bases 83 to 1336 code for a protein of 417 amino acids. The transcript has a single exon.